ACUAUCAGCUGUAGAUUGGAAAGCAAUCCAAUUACAACAAGUAGUGGCAUAGCCUACUGUAGCUAAUCAAAUUAACCCAUUGGGAUAUUUCCUAAAUCAAUUGUCUAUUCCAAUAUUAGAAUUGUUAUAAGUUACUUACAUGGUAAGACAGCAGGAUUGAAGAUUAUUUUCACUUAUGGAGAGCUGAGUUAGGGAAUCAGUUUGUUUAUUUGUCAGCUAGCUGCUAGUCAGCGAACGUUAGCAAGCACUGUUAGCUCUAUCCUAAUGGCAGGUGUCCUAGUGCAAGUUUACACAAUUUGAAGUUUGUUCAGUGUCAACUAUGUUUAGAAACAAGACAGCGUGGUUUUCCAAUAGUGUCAAGAGAGGAAUUCGUAGUGUUUGGGUUCGUGAAGGAGGGCAUAUUGUUGCUUGGAGGAGAGCAUCUUACCUGUUCAGUGAUGAUGCCUCCUGCCCCGACACCCACAGGAUAUUUUUGAGCAGAGAGUAUUUGGAAGGUGAACUGACUGUUUUCCACAGUUCUUUCAUCACUGUGUGUGAUGUGCGUCAGAGUGUGAAGUCCGUGCCCAUCGGACACUAUGUCCUUCCACCAGUGCCUGUGCAGCAAGAGGUCAAAGCAAAGAUUGGUAGAUUCAUAUGGGAGCAAGAAGACCUCACAGAGGAGACUGAGGUGCAGGAGAGUCAGAGAAGAGGCCAUGGAGAUAGUGCAGCUUCUAAGCAACGGGGUGAAAGCAGUGUGGACGAGGUCCUCACGAGUCUGGAUGAGCUGCUGACGGCGUCGGGUCGGGAGGACGCCGCGUGCUGUGAGGUGCAGCAUUACCCCGUCAACAACAUGGUCUCAGGAUAUGUGGCGCUAGACCAGCUGAAGAGGUACAACGGGGAGCUGCAUGACUUCCUUCCUGGUCAGGGGGGCUACUCCGUCAGCGUGCGCCGCAAGAGAUGUCCUCUCACAGCCGGGCAGCUACAGGACAGGGCCAAGAAGUAGCAUCGCCUCCUCCUAGAGAGUCUCUCCCAGCGGGGCAGCCACAACACAGGGCCAAGAAGUAGCAUUGCCUCCUCCUAGAGAGCCUCUCACACACUCUGACAAGGUGUGAGCUUUCUGACCUAAUCUGCUGUGGACAAGGUUUUAGCACCUGCAGUUGGUACACAUACUGUAGCCUAUCUGCAUAUCUACUUGGUGUGGUUGUAAUGACCGAUCUCCUACGCAUAUGUUAUUACUGGAUCGGUUUAUUUUCAGCAUGGUCUGAUUCAGAUGUUUUAAACUUAAAUAAAUAAAUGAGUUCCGACACCUGGUUUUG
This is a messenger RNA of Sardina pilchardus (European sardine), 1295 nucleotides long. RefSeq names its product telomere repeat binding bouquet formation protein 2 (gene terb2). The record is from RefSeq and is a predicted model, not a curated record. The coding region runs from base 320 to 982 and encodes 220 amino acids. The transcript is spliced from 7 exons. Gene Ontology annotation, biological process: homologous chromosome pairing at meiosis; meiotic attachment of telomere to nuclear envelope. Gene Ontology annotation, cellular component: nuclear inner membrane. NCBI's taxonomy places the organism in Eukaryota, Metazoa, Chordata, Actinopteri, Clupeiformes, Clupeidae.